UUUCACAGCAUAGAAAAAGGUUAUAGCAUUUCUGUGCGAUAAUAAUUUCGAAAAAAUCGCGUUUUUUGAAUAAUUGUAACGUUUUUAUAGUGAUAACUUAUUAAUUAAUCAUUGUCGGUGUAAUUUCGCGUAAUAAUUGGCCAUUUAAAUGAUGACAGCGUACUUUAUUUUCGACCCCAGUUGAUUUAUUAAAAUUGUUUAUAUUUUGAGUGUUUAUAUUUUGCAUUAAUUCGGUAAUUCUCGUUGGUUUUUAUUAAUUGUUGUUAAGCUUAUUUUUUAUAAUGAACGGUUUAAAUAUGGACAGAGACAGGCAGCACAAUCAAGUGCAAAAGCCGGUGAAAAACUACAAACUCUUGGUUGACCCUUUUCUCGUAAAAGGGGCUGCAAAGUUGUAUCGCUAUGAAGGUGUCGUACCAAAUGACCCCACUUACCCUCCUGUUACUCCUAGGGACCCCAGAUCGCAUUUAACCCGAAUCUGGAGCAGACUGGAAAAUUUAGACUUGCCCAUACCCAGGUUUAAAAUCGACUUGAACUACGUCGGUAGUCCGCCUUCUAUAGAAGUAACCAUAUUUCAGCUCAAUGACAACAUCGACAAGCAAUUUUUGCGAGAUAUGGUGCAAAAGUUUGGCGUCAUUGAAGAUUUGCAGAUAUAUUAUCACCCAGUGUCCAAUAAACAUUUAGGUAUCGGAAGAUGUAUUUUCGAGUCAGUUCAGGGGGCCAAAGCUUGUGUCGAGAAGUUAAACAACACCAGUGUGAUGGGAAAACAAUUACAGGUGUUUUUGGACCCUUUCGGGGAAAAAUGCAAAUCUCAGUUCGAGGAAUGCACGGCGGAAAAAAAACCGGCCCCUCCGCCGGUUGUGGUCGAGGAACCGCCGAAAAUCGAAGAAAAACCAAAAGAAGAGGAAAUAACGAAGCAAAGAGAGUACGACGAGAGACUUUACAGCAAGGAACGCGAAAAAGAUUUAAAGUUAUCCCCGGAAUUCGACAGGAAAAAAGAUAGAGAUCGGGAUAGGUAUAAUCGUUAUAGUGGUGGCAGAACUGAAUACCCCACGCCCAGUUCGUCGGAUAUUGGCUACGGAACAGCCCCCAGUGAGUUUUCUGGGUAUGGAUCCGCAGGAACUACACCUUUAGCUUACGACUACGCUCUGGCUCAUCCCUUGACGAUGAACUACGCCGGGGCUUACCACCACCCGCUGGCCCCGCCCCCGGUGUGGCCCAUGCCCCCCACUCCGCACCAGUGGGCUCCGGAGCCCAGCUGGGCGGAGGGGAGGGGCGCGCUGCCAGCUGGUCUGGCCCCCCCUCCCAAAUGGGACGCCGCGGCGGAAACGGGGCACUCCAAGGAGCGGGAGCGGAGGGGGGACAGGGAAAGAAAAAAGAGUAUCGGCAACAGCAACGGGGGUAAAAGCAAAAAGGACCGCGACAAAGACAAGGAAAAGCCCCCUUUACCUCCUCAAAUCGAAGAAGAUAACAAACCGCUGGAUUUGGACACCAGAAUCGCCUUGUUGCUCAAGGACAGGGGGGCGGGGGGGAUGGCGCCGCCCUUUUUGACCCUGGGAGGGGAUUCGGACGACGACAAAGGAGGGGCAGCGUUGGAGAAUGCGCUACCCCCACCCCUAACUCUGCCCACUUCCAUAGACAGCGACGACGACGAUCGUUCGAGCGUAUCGUUGAGCGAUAUGCCGAUAAAUCCGCCGGCCCCGGAUCAGGACGACGAGGUGGCCAGAGACGAGGAAAGCAGCCCCCUCUCGGUGCCCCCCUCGCCAUUUUUAUCCCUGGACGUUUACCUGGACUGCCACAGGCUAGCGCUGGAGCAGGCCGUCGUCGCGCGACAAAAAGAAGCUUUGGAGACGACGGCGUUACUAAAAAAGGUUAAGAUUGAAGAAUUUAAUAAUUUGGGCAGCGAUAUUUCUUCAAGUGAAGACGAAUUGUUGACUGGAGAAAGAAUAGAGAAUAAUUAUAGUCCCAUUGAAAGAAUGGACUUUAAAAACGAAAUUAAGACUGAUAAGGACGACGACCAAAUGAGCCUCUCAUCGCUGAGCAGUACCGAGCAUAAAAUCGAGGAGAAUCAGCAGGAGAACCCCCCUCUUCCCCCUCAACCUCCCGCCCCCUCGUCAUCGCAAGCCCCUCCUCUGCCCCCCACACCGGGGGCGUACCCCUACCCCUACCCCGGUUACCCCCAGCCUUCCUUCUACUCCUACUCUUCGCAAUGGAGGCACGCUUACCCCUCUUACGUUCAGACCAUGUAUCUGCCGGCUGCGCCCGCAGCUCAGUAUCCAGCUGCGUUCGCGCAGCUGCAACCGCCUCCCACGUACGCGAUGCCGCAGUACGCGCCCAGAAAAUCAGAGGGGGGAAAAGACGAUCCGCAUUUUUCUACGGCCAAUUCCGUGGUGCAAAAGAUCACCGUGGAAUUGAAGGCCAUUCUGAAGAAGGACUUCAACAAGAAGAUGAUCGAGAAUACGGCCUUCAAGAAGUUUGAAACAUGGUGGGAAGAACAGUCGCUGCAACUGAACAAAAAAGAAGAAACUCCCGUGGAAGUGGUGGAAAAACCUUCGGAAUCCAAGGAUAACAUAAACGUGUUGCUGGAGAAUCACAGGGAGCAACUUUACAGCAACCUGAAUUACAACUCGAACAUGGGCGGAUUAGGGUUGAGAGCUAGCUUGCCGAAAAUGCGCAGCUUCAGGAAAAAGAAAAUACCCUCGCCAAUUCCGGAGGACGUCGAAGACAGAAAACUCUCUGACAACGAGGAAAUCGUGCACGAUUCCGAUUCGGACUCGAAGAGCAAGCAACCGAGGAAAUUCAGAAAACCUUCGACGAGUUCCAUAAGUUCCUCGUCUUCUUCUUCUUCGAGCUCCGAUUCGGAAGACUCCAGUUCCGACGACAGCUCUACGGAAUCGGAUACGGAAGUGAAAGUGAUGAACAGAAGCAAAACCCCGGAGAAAACGGAGCUUCCGCCCAAACCGGAAGUCGUUAAAUCGCCGGAAGUUGCAGCAGCGGAACCGCUUCUUUCUCCGAUACGGAGGGUCAGCAUUGAUGAUGGCAUCGAAGCCAGAAACAAAACCCCCGAACCGAUGCAGGUGGACACUGAUAGUCAGGAUGAUAUACCGGUCGUUCAAGAACAACCCAAAUCUUCCUCGUCGGUUAGUUCCACGCCAGUAGCUCCUAGUGACAGUAAGUAUUCGAAAAUAUUCGACAGUGAUUCGGAUAUGUCCGACGGUGAAAGGGAAUACCUGGAAAAUCUGGAAAGGCGAAGGAAAAACACCGAAUGGAUGGAGCAAAUAGAACGGGAACAAAAGGAAAGGCAGAAACUUAUAGGCGAACCGAAAUCUACGACAUCGACAAAAGAAGUGGCUCAGCUCAGACCGAUUACGCCGGAAAUUCGCGCGAAAGCCGCCGAUUGGUCGGAGAGCGAGGAGCUGCGCGGGUUGGACACGAGUCUGGAGGAGUUGGAGGCCAAGCGCGACGAGAUACUCAAGGAGGUGCGAAAUCCCGAUCCGCCCAAGAAGAAGGAGAAGAAGCACAAGAAGGAGAAAAAGGUCGAGAGUCGUCGUCACAGCGAUUCGGAUGAGGAGACCUUGGAGGCCAGGAUGCAGAAGAAGAAGACCACGGUCGACGAUUUCAACGGGAAGAUACCGAGGUUGUCGGAGUCUUCGACAGGGGAGAGCAGCCCCAGCAGUCAGGUUACGAUGGAGCACUCGUACUGCAUGGUUAUGCCGGAAAAAGAGAACGAAAUCGCUGCGGAAAACGCCACGGAAGCGAUGCAGAACGAUCUCGUGCACGAUCACGGUUACACGACGGUGAAAGAGGAAGAGGUGAAGAAAGAGAAACCUGCCAAGGUGCAGAAACCGCGCAAACCCAAGGACAAAGAGCACAGGAAGUUCAAGGAACUGCAGAACCUGUACAUGGACCAGUUCGAAGCCCUGCCGCCCAAACCGGCGCCCGCCUACAACGCCCACAGCAACGUGUUCCACAAGGUUCGCGAUUCCCUGUCGGAGUUUUCCAUUCUGUACGAGUUUCUCACCAAGGGAAUCGACUCGGAAGACAUCGAGUACAUGAAAAAAUCCUACGAAGACAUGCUGGCCAACGACACCAUGGGCUACUGGCUCAACGACACCCACUGGGUGGACCACUGCAUCACGGAUUUGUACUCUUUACCGCCCAAAAGGAGGAAAAAAGACGAGAGAUUACACGUCACAGGUUGUGCGAGAACUGAGGGUUACUACAAAAUAGCGCCGCACGAAAAAGCGCGUUACAAGUAUCACCACGCGAAAUAUCACGCCGUAACGUCACCAAGCGAACACCAACCACACAUUACCAAGAUGCAAGGUUUGUCGAGGGAGGCCCGCUCCAACCAGCGCCGUCUGCUGACGGCUUUCGGAAGCGACACCGACUCGGACCUGCUCAAAUUCAACCAGCUGAAGUUUAGGAAAAAACAGUUGAAGUUCGCCAAGUCCGCCAUCCACGACUGGGGUCUGUUCGCCAUGGAACCCAUAGCUGCCGACGAGAUGGUCAUCGAGUAUGUCGGUCAAAUGGUUAGGCACAGUAUAGCGGAUUUGAGGGAGACGAAAUACGAAGCAAUCGGUAUAGGGAGUUCGUAUCUGUUUAGAAUUGACUUGGAAAAUAUUAUUGAUGCCACCAAGUGCGGGAAUUUGGCCAGGUUUAUCAAUCAUAGUUGUAAUCCCAACUGUUAUGCAAAGGUGAUAACAAUCGAGUCCCAGAAGAAAAUUGUUAUUUACUCAAAACAAACGAUUGGGGUCAACGAAGAAAUCACCUAUGAUUACAAAUUUCCCCUUGAAGACGACAAAAUACCUUGUCUUUGUGGUGCACCUACGUGUAGAGGUUUCUUGAAUUAAAUUGAAUCAAAAAGUGAAAGGCAUGCUUUUUAAACCAUUAAUUGGACAUAGGUCUUUUUAAAUUAUAUGUUUUUUUAUCUGUACAUAUUCUUUCUGUAUAUAA
This is a messenger RNA of Brassicogethes aeneus, 4953 nucleotides long. The record is from the annotation of a GenBank genome assembly. Lineage: Eukaryota; Metazoa; Arthropoda; Insecta; Coleoptera; Nitidulidae.